GGAAGAAGAAGAAGAAGAAGAAGGGUUCGGCAUGAAUUACGGAAAGUCAGUUACGGUAGUGGUGGUCUCGUCGGUGUAGAAAGAGCUGAAUUAUCGUCGACCUCUCUCUUCCUUCUUCUUCUUUCCCAACCCUGAAAUACAUCAUACUCUCUAGAUCUAUCCUUUCUCAACUUCGAAUCCGAAUUACUAUAAUCACAAAAUGGCAGAUCAGCUCACCGAUGAUCAGAUUUCCGAGUUCAAGGAGGCCUUCAGCCUCUUCGAUAAGGAUGGAGACGGUUGUAUCACUACUAAGGAGCUGGGAACAGUUAUGAGAUCUCUAGGGCAGAAUCCAACCGAGGCAGAAUUACAAGACAUGAUAAACGAAGUGGAUGCUGAUGGAAAUGGAACAAUUGAUUUCCCGGAGUUUCUAAACCUGAUGGCUAGAAAGAUGAAGGAUACAGAUUCUGAGGAGGAACUAAAAGAGGCAUUCCGGGUUUUCGAUAAGGAUCAGAAUGGGUUCAUUUCUGCUGCAGAGUUGCGCCAUGUAAUGACGAACCUCGGGGAGAAACUAACUGAUGAAGAAGUUGAUGAAAUGAUACGCGAAGCGGAUGUGGAUGGUGAUGGCCAAAUCAAUUAUGAGGAGUUUGUUAAGGUGAUGAUGGCCAAGUGAUGAAGAUGAUAAUCAUGGUGCAAAAUAUAUAUAGUAAGUGUUUAUUUGCAGAUAAAAAAAAGAGACUAAAAUGACCUAAAAAUCUUGGAAUAUGGAUCAGGUUCUUGUUAUAACUGAUCUUUACUUCUUCUUUUUUAUGCCAUUCGAUUCAAAGGUUUUGUGAACUGUAUUGGAAAGACUUAUUUAACCCCUUUCUCGGAAUUAUAAUUUCAUCCGGGGUUAGUUUACGCAGACAUAGGAAACACAUUUGUUUAUGUAUCUGGAUUCAUAUCCAAAUUCUGAUGAGAAUCUGCCAAUAAAUUUUUGAGUAUGUCUUUCAAA
Impatiens glandulifera is the source of this 970-nucleotide messenger RNA. Its product is annotated as calmodulin-7. Lineage: Eukaryota; Viridiplantae; Streptophyta; Magnoliopsida; Ericales; Balsaminaceae. Gene Ontology annotation, molecular function: enzyme regulator activity; calcium ion binding. The transcript is spliced from 2 exons. Bases 200 to 649 code for a protein of 149 amino acids. The record is from RefSeq and is a predicted model, not a curated record.